AUGGAGAAUGCGACAGAGGAUCAGCUCAUCAUGCCUCAUCGCAUCAUUGAUGAUAUUUCUGAUUCUCUCCAGAACUCAUCAUCAUUGCAACCUGUCGAGGUCGAGGAGGCUACCUCGUCCGACGGGUCAUCCUCUUCUUCGGUACAGAACUCGCCGCCUUCUCUUGAUGUUCCUUCGCCUGAUGCUCCUCCUCCUCCAGUCCUUGAGCCUCGGCGCAACCUUCUUCAUCACCAUCCACUGAAGCAUCUCACGGACAUUCCUCGGCGUGUUUGA
Molecule: messenger RNA, 273 nt
Organism: Linum trigynum
Lineage: Eukaryota; Viridiplantae; Streptophyta; Magnoliopsida; Malpighiales; Linaceae
Source: the annotation of a GenBank genome assembly